UGUUGACCUGAUUUUUGUUAAGUGGGUUUAUUCAGUAUAUUAGCUCAAUUUUCUUACGUUUACCUUCAUAAUUUUAAUUACAUUUCUCCAGUGUAUCUUGAGGUUCACGUAAUUCACUCUGUAACAUGUAUGCAUCAUCUAAUGUUGUCCGCAAAUCGAUUUAUUAUUGGUAGAUGAUGCUGUCGUUUUUAAUAUCUGAUAGUCGAAAUAGAACACGGGAUCGGACUAUCUUUGUUGUGACAACCCGGUUUCUUGUAUACAAAUCGAUCAAUUGCGGUUCACUAUUUGCCAGUGCCAUUUGUAAUGCUUCCUAUUUGAUACUUUUAAAUAAAAUAUGCAUAGUCCACACCAAUAUUGAACUAAAUAUAAUUUAAAUAAUAAAUAUGCUCAAUGUUCAUUAUAUAGCCUUUUGUAUGAUUUCAGAAAAGUGGCGGGACAUAGCCUAGUGAUAAACUGCUCACUUGAUGCACGGUUGGUCUAGGAUCGAUCCCAGUUAGUGGGUCCAUUGUGCUUUUCUCGUUGUUUCCACUGCAACAAUACUGGUCGUGUUAUAUGGCGUCGGACAUAUGGCUAAGGAGCUCACACAGAUAUUGAGAGAGAAAACCAGCUGUCGCCAUUUCAUGGGCUACUCUUUUAGAUUAGCAGCAAAGUUCUUCUCUUCACAAUGCUCAUUCCAGGUAGGUGUCAGACAGGCUCCUAACGAAACAAGACAUUCUGGAACCGAUCAAAACUACGAAGUUACGCUGUCUUAAAAGAAGUAUGCCAAAAAGUGUUGAUAGAUUUGUCAAACGUGAUGCUUCGUCAAAACAUUGUGAACACAACCCUGAUGUUUUGGUUCAGAAACCUUUCCAGUGUGGGAUGUGCUUAAAGUGUUUCUCUCACAAUAGUCAUAUUAAGCUAAAUAUGAUGACACACACUGGUGAACGACCAUAUAAGUGUGAGGUUUGUAGAAAGAGUUUUCGUCGGAAUGAUUCCUUGAAACAGCAUAUGUUGGUUCACACUGGAGUGAAGAAUUUCAAAUGUGAUAUAUGUGCAAAGCAUUUCUCUAAGACUACGAACUUGAAAACUCAUAUGUUGAUUCACAAUGGCGUUAAACGUUUUAAAUGCGAGGUGUGUGCAAAAUAUUUCUCUCAGAACGUCAACAUGAAAACUCAUAUGCUCGUUCACACUGGAGUUAGUUCUCUCAAAUGUGAGGUCUGUUCAAAAUGUUUCUCUCACAGUUCUAUUUUAAAACAACAUAUGCUGGUUCACACGGGUGUUAAGUCUUUUAAUUGUGAGGUAUGUGCAAAAUGUUUCUCACAAAAUUCUUACUUGAAAAGACAUAUGUUGAUUCACACUGGUGUUAUGCCUUUUAAGUGUGAGGUGUGUGCAAAAUGUUUCAAAAAUAGUUCCAACUUGAAAAGUCAUAUGUUCAUGCACACUGGAAAUGGGCCAUUCAAAUGUGAGGUGUGUUCAAAAUGUUUCGCUCACAAUUCUGGUUUAAAACAGCAUAUGCUGGUUCACACAGGUUUUAAGUAUUUUAAUUGUGAGGUGUGUGCAAAAUGUUUCUCUAGCAAAGGAAACUUGAAUCGGCAUAUGUUGAUUCACACUGGCACGAAAAACAAAACUGAGUGGAGUGAUUAAUUGGAGCGUCAUUUAAGAUUUUACCAUAUCAAUACGAAAUAAAUUCACAUCCAAAAGGGACCUCUGCAGUACUCUCUUUAAAGUAGUCUCAGGAGUGAUGGGGAGUGAGAGCUCCCCUUAAAUGGCGAGGUCUGUCAUUAGGGGACCACACAAUCCCAAAACGAACGUGAUUGAUCUUGAUGAUGGCAAAUGAUCCGAGCUCCGCCAAGUUUAAAACAAAGGGGCCGAAUUUACGAAGCCUGUAAAUUUGUAAAUGUAUGUAGUUAUACGUAUGCAAGUUGUAAACAGGCUUCGUAAAUUUGGCCUGAGAUGAUCAGAGGAGCAUUUCAGGGCAAUUUAAUAUUGUACGUUGUGGGUGAUGAUUUAUAUUUUAAGUCAUAAAAAGGGAGCUUUAAACCGGCAGGAGUUGGGGAGGUCGCCAUUGGGACGUGGGAAAACAAAUCACAUUUGCAUUAAUUAACUUAAAUUCAAUUUAUUGCAUAGGACAAAAUACCCCUGCGCGUGCUGUAACCUCACCGUGGUGCAGGUGUGUAACAUUCUCUUUGAGAAUGGCCAAUACAGCACAAAUUGAAGUUUAGAGUAA
This is a messenger RNA of Gigantopelta aegis, 2206 nucleotides long. Its product is annotated as zinc finger protein 98-like. The transcript has 3 exons. Lineage: Eukaryota; Metazoa; Mollusca; Gastropoda; Neomphalida; Peltospiridae. The coding region runs from base 760 to 1623 and encodes 287 amino acids. Gene Ontology annotation, biological process: regulation of DNA-templated transcription. Gene Ontology annotation, molecular function: RNA polymerase II cis-regulatory region sequence-specific DNA binding; DNA-binding transcription factor activity, RNA polymerase II-specific. The record is from RefSeq and is a predicted model, not a curated record.